Molecule: messenger RNA, 1728 nt
Organism: Capsella rubella
Lineage: Eukaryota; Viridiplantae; Streptophyta; Magnoliopsida; Brassicales; Brassicaceae
Exons: 1
Coding region: 1-1728 (575 amino acids)
Source: RefSeq, a predicted model, not a curated record
AUGGAUCUAAGAAAAUGCCACGGUUGUCAAUCUCCUCUAAAAUAUACAAAAUUCUCAUCAAGAUGCGAUGCGUGCAACAAAGAUCACCAUUACAACAAGCAAGGCUACAAGUGUGAUAGCUGCUCGUUUUGUAUCCACGAGGAAUGCCUCAUCGCCGACAUGCCUUCUCGUCAUAAACACCCUCUCAAGAUCAUAAACUGCGACUAUUACAAAGAGUUAUGUCAUCUUUGUGUAACUCCAAGGUAUCCUGAAAUACUUUAUCACUGUUCACAGUGUCGUUUUCAUAUAUGUAUCCCUUGUGCGAGAGAACCUUUGAUCUUUAGCCAAACGAAAGCGCAUCACCAUGAGCUCCACCAAGUAAUCAUAGAACUCCCCUUCACUUGUGAUGCAUGCGGGUUGUGUACUGAUAAUAAGUACCCGUGUCUUUGUCUUCAAUGCUGUUUCAUAAUCCAUCGAACAUGCAUCUCCUUACCACGGGUUAUAUACAUCAACCGACACGACCAUCGUAUCUCUCAUGUUUCUUCUCUUGCCCAUGGGAAGUGGAUUUGUGGGGUAUGUUAUGAGCAUGUGAAUGGAGAGUAUGGAGCAUAUUCUUGCUCGGUUUGUUCUUAUGUUGUUCAUUCAGUUUGUGCAACAUAUAAAAAAGUUUGGGAUGGGAGAGAACUUGAAGGGGUACCCGAAGAAGAUGAAAAAGAAGAAAGCAAACCAUUCGAAGCGAAAGAUCAAGAGGUAAUAAAACAUUUUAGCCACGAACAUAAUCUCAAGGCUUCAUUAUCAUCAUCAAGACUUGAGGAACCAAGAGAGCAUUGUUGUGCAUGCACUCUCCCUCUUUAUUCUGAGUUGUGCUACAAAUGUACACAAUGUGAUUAUUUUACUCUUCAUCAUGCAUGCGCUAAUCUCCCUAUGCAGAAAAGACACGAGAUAAGCACACAAAUACUUACCUUGAGUGACAAUUCUCAGCAUGGCUCAAACCCGAAAAACCUGUUUUUUUGUGUUGCUUGUCAGCGUCAUUGCACCGGUUUCUCAUAUUUUCCUGAAAAAGACCCUACGUUCCUCAGCAUUGAAGAUUGUCAGCGUUUUUACACUGAUUUCGCCUAUUUUACCGUAAAUCCCAAGUUCUUCAGCAUUGAUGUGCGAUGUGCGUCAAUUUCAGACGUGUUUAAACAUGAGAGUCAUCCCCAUUGGUUAUUCUUGUAUUUUGAUUGGUUUUACUCGACUUGUGGUGGUUGUGACUCGGAUUGUCGUUUUUAUCUACGUUGCAAUGAUACAUAUGGUUGUGGUGACUACAAUAUAUGCUUCGCAUGCGCAACUUUACCCACAUUGGUAAGACACAAAUACGAUAACCAUCCUCUCACCUUAUGCUACGAUGGGAAAAAUGCGAAUGUGUCAUAUUGUUGCGGGAUAUGCGAAGAGGAAGAUCUAAUACAAAAAUACGAUUAUCGUCGUCCUUCCUUGAAGAGUUGGUUUUACAAAUGCAAUGAAUGUGGCUCCACUCUACAUACUAAAUGUGUAUUUAAAGAUCUAAUACACUCAAGACCAGGAUACAGUUUGGUGAUGGCUAACAAGGGGUCGUUUGAUUUGCUUCCAAACAAUAGUCUCUCUCGGCCGAUUUGCUAUUUAUGCAAGAUUCGUUGUAGAGGUGAUUUUGUUCUCAACAAAAAAGCAGAUUCAAAUAUAUUCAUAUGUUGUUCUUGUGGCUUUAGUUAUGACUUUUUCUUUGAAAAAUAA